Coregonus clupeaformis (lake whitefish) is the source of this 1562-nucleotide messenger RNA. RefSeq names its product serine-threonine kinase receptor-associated protein. Bases 175 to 1164 code for a protein of 329 amino acids. Gene Ontology annotation, molecular function: RNA binding; protein binding. The record is from RefSeq and is a predicted model, not a curated record. Gene Ontology annotation, biological process: spliceosomal snRNP assembly. Gene Ontology annotation, cellular component: SMN complex. The transcript is spliced from 10 exons. Lineage: Eukaryota; Metazoa; Chordata; Actinopteri; Salmoniformes; Salmonidae.
CUGACUUCCGAUUUUCUCAAAGUUGCUAAGCUAGCCAGUAAGUAGCUGCGGUGAGCACGUUUGCAGUGUAACCGGCAGUGGACUGAUACAUUAAAGCGAGAAAGUGAUUGAAGAUAAUUGUAAUCAAACCCGUUGAGCGUUUUACUCCACGUCGCCCAUUUCUUUGUCUCAGCCAUGGCAAUGAGACAGACCCCUCUCACUUGCUCUGGACACACUAGACCAGUUGUGGACUUGGCAUUUAGUGGAAUAACACCCUAUGGAUAUUUUCUGAUAAGUGCAUGCAAAGAUGGCAAACCCAUGUUGCGACAAGGGGACACUGGGGACUGGAUUGGGACGUUCCUAGGUCACAAGGGAGCUGUUUGGGGAGCCACUCUGAACAAUGAUGCCACAAAGGCAGCAACCGCAGCAGCAGAUUUUACAGCUAAAGUGUGGGAUGCAGUGUCAGGAGAUGAAGUCCUCACCCUGGCACACAAGCACAUUGUCAAAUCUGUGAACUUCACACUGGACAGUAAUCACCUGUUGACGGGGGGAAAUGAUAAGAUGUUGCGCAUUUUUGACAUGAGCAAGCCAGAUGCAGAGCCACAAGAGAUUGCAGGCCACCGUGGUGCCAUAAAGAAAGCUUUGUGGUGCAACAAUGAUAAACAAAUGUUAUCUGCUGCAGAUGACAAAACUAUACGGCUUUGGGACAGGAGCAGUACGGAGGUGGUGAAGAGCCUGUCCUUCGAGGCGUCGGUCAGCAGCAUGGAGUACAUGCCUGAGGGAGAAAUUCUGGUCGUCACUUACGGCAAGACCAUCGCUUUCUACAACGCCCUCAGCCUUGACCUGAUCAAAACCGUUGACGCUCCUGCCUCCAUUCACUCUGCCUCACUUCACCCAGACAAGGACUUCUUUGUUGCCGGUGGAGAUGAUUUUAAAAUCUACAAAUAUGACUACAGCACUAAGGAGGAACUAGAGUCAUAUAAGGGCCACUUUGGGCCGGUCCAUUGUGUUCACUUUAGUCCAGACGGGGAGCUCUAUGCCAGCGGCUCAGAGGAUGGAACACUCCGCCUGUGGCAGACAGCCGUGGGUAAAACCUACGGCCUGUGGAAAUGCGUGCUGCCAGAGGAGCUGAUCUCAGACAACUGUGAUGUCUCCUACCCAGCUACACCUGAAAUAAAGGCCUGAGGUCCAGGACCCAACAACAGAGUUCCUCCAAGAGGAGGGAGGAGCCAGUUGGUCUACACACAACUUCUGGCAGGGUCCCUAUCCACUAUCCCUAAAUUGGGACUAAUGUGGGGAAGAGAUUAACUUUGAGUCCUAACACACACGCUAUGUCUGUCAGUGCUCAUCCUAUUGCAGAUUUUACUCAAUUUUGACGAUGUGACCAUGCAGCCUGAUCUGGUUUUUCCAUUAGGAAGUAUUUGGGCUUUAUUUGCCAAGCAUCAGAUGUUAGUUUUUAUCAAUAGUAUAUGGGAGAGAUGUUAACAUUGAGAAAAUACAUCUUAGUACUUUGCCUCUUUAUUCCUAUUUUGCAAGUGUUGCAGCCAUUUCAUUGUUAAAUUAAAGAAUGUUAACAUGCUGUC